This is a messenger RNA of Fusarium verticillioides 7600, 3180 nucleotides long. RefSeq lists its product as hypothetical. NCBI's taxonomy places the organism in Eukaryota, Fungi, Ascomycota, Sordariomycetes, Hypocreales, Nectriaceae. The record is from RefSeq and is a predicted model, not a curated record. The transcript is spliced from 5 exons. Bases 1 to 3180 code for a protein of 1059 amino acids.
AUGGCGGAGGCAUUCGGCAUAGCUGGCAGCGCGUUCGGCACUGUCUCCUUGGGCUUGCAGCUCUUCAAAGAGAUCGCGCAAUAUCUCGAUGACAUCCACGGCCGCGAAGAAGAUCUAAAGGAGGCACGCAACUACGCGACUAACGUUCAACUCUCGCUCAAUGCGCUUGAUAUUGCGUUAUCUAAGGCGCCUACUGGCGAUCCUGCAACCAAAGAUGCAAUCGACUCCUGCAAAACCUCAUGUGUCUCCGCAGUAAACAAUUUGCUGGCAGUUGUAAAAGAACUCAGAGGCCCAACAGUUACUUUGCCGAACAGCAACGCUGCCAGGGCCAAAGAGCUUUGCGCCAAAUUGAGGUACCCUUUCAAAAAGCAGAACAUCGAAAAGCUCGAGGAAAUUCUUUCGCGUACGAACAGUGCUCUGCAGACUAUAUUGCAGGUAUUUCAGCUUAACAAUGGCCAUGCAACGACCUCUACUCUCGACACCAUGCACCAAGCUGUGGCCGACCUCAGUACAGUAUCGGAAAGGAACAAAACAGCUUUGGAUGUAAUUCACAAGACACCGCAACUUCAUGAUGACAGGCUUGGUAAUAUCCAAAAAGACGUCAAAGAGCUUUUGGUCCUUAUACGAGACUCAGAGGACACAAAGCUGUUGCUGAAAACAAUGGCCCAGCAAGUGUCCGAUCUCACCUCUCGCACUAGUGUGGCCGCCAGUCUGCUGCAGAACCCAGCAGCUGAUCCAGUCAACCCCAGUAUACAAACGGCUAGUUACCAGGGUAGCGGUAGCUUGAUAUUUAAUGCUUUUUGUUCCUGCAAAACGCAGCGAGUACGUUAUAGUCAACGCCACUGGGGGCCUUUCCUUCUCGAAGCUGAAGUUAGAUCGAGAGACCAUCACGCGCCCGAAUGUGCACUGUCAAAGCUUCCUGCAUCAACCCGACGAACGAAGCGAGUCUUGAGCCUGUUGGUCCCCACCAGUGAAAGGUUGUGGGGACGUGCUAGUAGAGUCUCGCUGUCGUUCACAACAGGUGCAGGCAUACUGGGACUUGGCCAAACAGUGGCCUGGACUGCGACCGUGAAUAAGUGGUCCUCUCCUGUGUUUCGAUUAGUGGACACCAUCUCUUGCUAUGACUCAUUGCCGCGCGAGGACAUGCACUUGCUGUUGGCUUCAGGCUUUAGACGACUUAUCUGGUGCUAUGCCAACUCCCAUGCUUCUGUGACCGAUGUCACUGAAGAUGGUGACACAAUAGUCGGGUGGGCGCUACAAAGGUGCGGUAGAACCUACACGUCUAAUUCCAGCACGGCCGACAACAUGGCAGAUUUACUUCAGAUGCUUACUAUCAUUGCUGAGCCAUCGUCCUGCGCACGCAAGACCACAGAUAAAUGGUUUCGGGCGUGUACGAGGCCUGAUGAAGUUGCAACCAGUAUCCUAUCGAAAUACAAGGAACCGAUAGGCCAUCAUGAUUACGAUUGGGGUCUUUCAUGGCGGCGGGAUAAAGAUGAUGUGGGUGCUGGAUAUAGACUCUUCCAAGCUUUCCCGCAGGUUGCCGAAAUUCUGGAGUUUGGCCCCCUGAGUCAGGCUGUUCUCAAACAGGACCAAAAUGGAGUCCAACAGUUGUUGGAGAGAUAUCCAUCAUACAUCACCGAAAGUAAUUACUGCGGCCAGUCCCCAGUUCAUCUUGCUAUCGAAACGCAAAAUGUCGUUGUAAUACGUAUAGUGCUUCACUAUGCAGACGCCAAAGCUCUUCAAGCGAGAAACAACAUGGGCUAUUAUCCCAUCGACUAUGUGACAAACAGAAGAUGGAAUCGCACUGAUAAAGGGCCUCAGGCAGAUUGUGAAGGGUGUGAAGUACUCAAAAUGCUUCUUCGAUUAGAUACGGCACUUUUCCCAACCUCGUUACGUUUCGCCCUAAGACCGUCAUGGAGGAACAAGCACAGCUGUAUACACGGCGAAAGGAUUAUAAUCAAAGGUCUAGCAGAGAGACGAGAGAAGUUGAAAGAACUCUGUUAUCAAAAGAUUUAUCCAGCUGAAAGAGAAGGUCUAGAAAUUCAUCAGACAAGAAUUCUGGAUCAAAAUGCUGUACAGGUACAACACCAACUCGAAGCUCAAGGCUGUCCUGUACCAACAUACCUUAGAGUGUACGAGGAAGAUCCUGGAUUACUAUACGAUCAUGAAUCGAUUUACUCGCUUAUUUCUAAUCGGGAAGUCGCUGAAUAUGCCCACCAGCUAGGUUUCUAUUACUCGGCCAACGAGUUUGCAGACUUCAUUUGCCGCUUAGCUUCUCGUAUGAGCGAUGAUAUAGAAUACGAAACUCCAUGGUCCUUUUCUUCUUCAUAUCUCUCCUGGAUGAUUGAUCAGGGUAUGAGUUUAUCAUCUAGGAUUCCUGCAGAAAUACUACCCAGCCGUGAGAUAGAAGUGACAGGGGCUCACUAUUUUAUGGCUAGCUUCGGUGUAUCGGACUUCAGUGAACAGAUAUCGACCCUGGACUGCCCCUUAUCACUCUCAACUAUUGAAAUUUUGUUUUCAGAGACCCUUGUCGACAAAUGUCACUGCUGGUGCUCUCCGAAGGGGUGCACCCCUUUGGUCAAGCUCUUGGAGGGGAUACAUUGGCAGAGGCUCUUUGUCGAAUCAGAAGAUCCUUUUCUAACAACAAAACGUUUGAUUAACGCUUUAUUCUCAGGCCAUCUGGCCAAAACCAUUGAUGACAAAUGGAUCUAUCCGGCCAUUGUACGAUACUAUACGUUUGUUGAGCUGGAUCUGCGUCACGUUUGCUGCUCCAUCGUCGAGACGACUUCAGGUCCUUUACCAGAAGAGGAACUCCAGGAAAUUGGAGAGGAAGAUCUUUCCCUACUUAAACUGUUUGAAAGUCUCCUUGCAGAGUUCGAAGGCGGCCGUCGCUACGACAUGAAUUUGGAGGAGUUCUUCGACUGGUUGUGGGAGGACUGGGCUCCAAGAAUACGGGAUAUUAGGGAGAAGCUUGCUUCUCAAAGGCUUACAGAUGAGCAACUGCGAGAUGCCGAGUCGGUUGGGGUGGUUUGGGAAGCCUACGGGCCCCAACCUAUGGAAGAAAGCUCUGAGCGUUAUGACGUGAGAAAACACGAUUUAUGGGAUGCUAUGGAUCGAUUGGAUAAAAUUGCUACAGAUCCAGAGAGGCCUACGCAGAAAAGUUCACAAUCCCAUACUUGA